Molecule: messenger RNA, 6280 nt
Organism: Blastomyces dermatitidis ER-3
Lineage: Eukaryota; Fungi; Ascomycota; Eurotiomycetes; Onygenales; Ajellomycetaceae
Product: CMGC/RCK/MAK protein kinase
Exons: 4
Coding region: 2055-4472 (805 amino acids)
Biological process (GO): protein phosphorylation; intracellular signal transduction
Cellular component (GO): nucleus; cytoplasm
Molecular function (GO): protein serine/threonine kinase activity; ATP binding
Source: RefSeq, a predicted model, not a curated record
AAGACACCAUGUAUCAGAUCCAGCUCUGACAGGUGAAACUUGUGUGUUGUGCGCACCACCCACCCUGCAUCAAAACCUGAUUUUUCUUCCUUUUUUCUUCUUUUCUUCCUCGUGGUUAAGAGCUAAGUCAUCUAGGUAGGGCAGGGGAAGGGGAUUGGCAUGGGUUAGUUAAACGAAAUGCGACAGAACAGUCUCGCCUGGGACCUUGUGUUCCUGGGAGGUUCUUUGGGCCAGGAAGCCAAAAACAUCCCUCCCUCCCAUUACGGAUUACUUGAAGAUCGAACGGGGGGAUUUGGCUCAGGAAAACGGGCAGGCCCUAUGCUGGACCAACGCCUCCCCUGCAAAUCAUCAGAAAUAAUAAAAUUGGCCCUGUCAGAUAAUCGACAAGGUCGCGCUGACAGGCCGCUGAUAAUAGAUAAUAAAUAGGUUAAUAUCCGGAGAAACCAACAUAGCAAUGGAAAGAAUAAUAAAAUAUGCAUCGUGUGCAGUAACUGGUAAUACCAAUACUAGCCAUGCUCUGUAAUGUCCAUCUGGCUGGCGUCCAUUGUUCUUUUGUCUGGGAAAAAAAAAGCGAAAACAUUUCAACAGUGCAUUUGGCACGGAUGAUACGCAUUGACAACGCCAACACCAGCCUGCGACGAACAUGUCGCUCUUUGGACGACGCGCUGUCCCGUACGGUCCGUACCUUGAAUUAUAUUAUUAUUAUUAUUAUUAACUUUGAAUGAUCGCGUAUCAGCUUAGCGGGCGAGCAGGGUACCUAGGGACUCGAAAAAAAAAAAAAAACAAGCCUAGUAACAAGCCUCAGUACGCGGUUGGUUUACUGGGGCCGCCUCUCGGUGGGAGCUCUUGUAACUCGUUGUAACUUGCCGGAGUUAGUCCUUGUUGGAGCCUUGUUGGAGACAAGGGCAUCGAUAGUCUGAUCUCCACCACCGGACCGGCAGCCCCCGUCGUUGGGAGCGAGCUUGUCACGUUUCCAGGGGCUGGUGUUGUCGCAGAGCAGCGAGAAAUAAUAAUCCAUAAUCCCCAGCAGCAGCAGCAGCAGCAGCAAGACCAGACUGACUUCCCAAGCCCAAGAAGAACAGCCAGAGAAGCUAGAGAGGAACCCGCUAGAGGAAGCCAGUGGCCGCUCCUUUCAUUUAGCGGCUUGCCCAUUCCAGCGGAUCCGCUCCCGUCGCUCUGGUCAGAGAGAGAGAGAGAGAGAGAGGAGAAGAAGAAGACGAAGAAGACGAAGGAGAAGAAGCAGCAGCAUGGUGUGGUGUGGUGGUGUGGUUUGUCUUCCUCCCUUUCGUGCCCAACCACUGGCCGACCUCAUUAUUUCACCCCAUCCCAUCUCACCUCAUCAUUUCAUCUCUUCCUCCUCCCUCUCCUUGACUCUUCUUCCCUCUCCACCUCUCUCUGUUCCUCUCUCUUCCACUCUCUCUCUCUCUCUCCCUCCCCCAAUCCACCCCUUUCAGUCCUCCUGCAUUCUCUCCCGCGUCUCUUCCUCCUCCUCACUGUUCCUCUUCUGCGUUCUUGAUUCUCUCUUUUCAUCUAUCUACCCGUAAUAAACCCCCCUCCCCACCUGCCUCAUCCCUACAUACCUUAGGUUCCUGCAGCCAUCCUACCGUCUACCCUACCCUCGCGUUCCGGUUGGGAGAACAUGGUCUCAUCUUGCCUCUCCUACCCGUCCUCUCCCCAAUCAUCACAGUCACUCGUUUACCCCCUCCGUCGUUGAAAGAGGAAAAAAAGAAAAGUUACCGUUUGCUUGGCCUGUGGGAUCAAGGAUCUGUGUAUCCGCCUCAGCUUCCACUUUAUACCGCACUGCAAUCACCCUCAAGAAUGCUUACAUCGUACCCUUUCCAUUAUUAAUUUAUUUUUAUCAUUAUUAAUCGCUCUCAACAACCCGCCGCACAUACACAUACAUACGUUGCAUUUUACAAACAGCUUUGAAAAGGGAGGGUGCUGUUGCGUCUGGGUUUCAGGGAGCGUGCCUUUGAAGGGUUCGCCAAUUUGAAAAAAACCUAUCUAUCCAUAAUAUAUCUGCGGGCAGAAAACCAAACAUAUACACACACAAAAUGACAGUUACCUAUGAUCAAUCGUACCGGAACUCCAAUAUGGGAACCGCUACGCUCGAAGAAAAGUUUGAGGUGAUGAAGGAGAUUGGGGAUGGAAGCUUUGGGAGCGUCGUGCUCGCUAGAACGCGGACGGCUGGGUCCCACGUCGCGAGGAGGGGGACAAUGAUCGCGAUCAAGACGAUGAAGAAGACCUUCGAAUCCUUUUCGUCAUGUCUAGAGUUGCGAGAAGUCAUCUUCCUACGAACCCUUCCACAUCACCCCCAUCUCGUCCCUGCUCUCGACAUUUUCCUCGAUCCCAUGAGCAAGAAAUUACAUAUAUGCAUGGAGUAUAUGGAUGGGAAUCUUUAUCAAUUGAUGAAGGCCCGGGAGCAGAAAUGUCUCGAUUCAAAGACCGUGAAGAGCAUAUUAUUCCAAAUUCUGUCCGGAUUGGAUCAUAUCCACGCGCAUAACUUCUUUCAUCGAGAUAUCAAGCCCGAGAACAUAUUGGUUUCGAGUACUGGUUCUGGUGACUCAUCUGCGUUCAGCCGAUUUACUCCUCCGUCAACACCAUCGACUUUCACUGUGAAAAUUGCUGAUUUCGGACUCGCCCGCGAAACUCAUUCGUCAGUCCCGUACACGACGUAUGUUUCGACGCGAUGGUAUCGUGCGCCAGAAGUCCUGUUGCGGGCAGGUGAAUACUCUGCCCCAGUGGAUAUGUGGGCUGUUGGAGCAAUGGCAGUGGAAAUCGCUACUUUGAAACCUCUCUUCCCCGGUCGGAAUGAAGUCGAUCAAGUUUGGCGUGUUUGUGAGAUCAUGGGGAGCCCCGGUAACUGGUAUAGUAAGUCAGGGAAUAAGGUUGGUGGCGGGGAAUGGAGAGAGGGCGCCAGACUAGCUCAAAAAUUGGGUUUUUCAUUCCCAAAGAUGGCACCCCAUUCCAUGGAGAGCAUUCUCCAGCCUCCACACUGGCCAAUCGCGUUUAGCAAUUUUGUGACUUGGUGCCUGAUGUGGGAUCCCAAGAGCCGACCAACAUCAUCUCAGGCUUUGAACCACGAGUACUUCGUUGACGCAAUUGACCCACUUCGCCCAAAAUCCUCCCGCCUGCUUGGCCGGAAACAAUCUGACCGGAGCUUCAAGUCAGGUGCACGGGAUGCCAACGAUUCUCCUGCUCUGUCGGCGAAAGCGUCCUGGUUCCGAAGAUCGUUGAUUGGACGGGACAGCCCUGCACCUGUGCUUGAGGAGGACGAAGGCCAUAGAGUCCCAGUGGUGCCCCAUAAUGCUGCUCCGGACGUGCAGGCCACUAAACCUAAGCCGGCUGCAAGCAAACGUGCUACGUGGACAAAUGGCGCACCCAUGCCAAUUCUUCCAUCCAUUCGUCCAGUAUCCCCCUUAUCUAAUGCUGUUACCGCACAGGCUAACUCCAGGAUAUCCCACGCCAACGAUGGAGCUACUGCAAAUCAUGUCGACAACAGCAAAAAUUCCAACAAGAAGAUUGGUCGACAGCUGUCUGUGAACUCGAACGGUAACCAUUACUCAGAUAUCCAUCGGCAAGAAGCAGAGAGAGCACUUAACGGCGGGGGCUUACCAACCCCCGCGAGUGCUACGAAAGAAAGUUUCUUUUCUCACCUUCGAAAACGCGCGCGCAGACUAUCUGGCCGGAACCAAGGAACGUCGAAUAACAACAAUAACAACCACCCCGACGAUGUCGAGGCCAAUGCUGGAUGCGUGCCCUGGUCAAAUCGAUCCUCGAUGGCCCUAGAUUCGGUGAAUCUUGCGGACCAAAAGCCUGGUGCUGAUUUCGCGGAGUUGGAUAAGGCCCUACAAAAUGUGCGAUAUAGCCUGGAUAUUUCAUCACCCAGCCUGCCCACCCACCUUGCCUCACCGACCACUUCUACCAAUAAUACCCCAUCAAACCGACAGUCGAUGCCACAAGGACAGUAUGUACGUACUGCGGAGAAUUAUACGUCUAACCCAACUUCAGGUCCGAUUUCCAGCCGGACACGGCGAGCGCUUCAACUCUCUACCCACCCGGUUAAUCGAUAUGAGACACCCGAGGAGGAAGACGAACUACUUCACGAGGUUCUCCAUUCCACCACCAAGGCUGCCAGACACCUUGGUCAGCGAUCAGUAACCAUGGACGAUAUGACCCGCGAUGAGAUCUUCCAGAAGGGAAAUUACCAAUCGAUCCGUGCAAUCAAUCCUAGCAGCCCUGUAUCGAAUCCGUACCCGACCCCUUCGCCCUCUGCCAAGUGUGAUGGAGCGUUCUUCAGACCGGAAACGCUGACGCCGUCGAAGCCACUGAGAAUGAACAAGCCAGAUAUCAACACCAACAAGCACAACGAUUCGACACGCCAAUGGCCCACCCCUCCGUACGAUGAACACCAGUGGGCUGAAUCUGCCGCAGAAAGUAUCUUUGCCGCCACAGGAUCUACUUUCCGGUAAAUUUCUCUCACCGACGAAUGUUUCGUUUUUCUUUCCUUCAUCUGGAUGAUAAAUGGCUUUAAUUAUUUUUUAAAAUUUUUUCUGCUAUUGCGGCUACGCUCUCGGCUUCUCUCCCAAACACCACAAGGUUCCAUUCAUUUCUUCGCCAUUCCUCCUUCUCUGCGGGUUAAAAUUUCUGCUAUAAAUUUCUUCGCCUCUCCUUUGCUUUAGCCUUAUACUGUGAUUCCGGUUUGGCGUCAGGCCAAGGGCCUUAUCAUAUAUUUCCUUUUAAUUUUCCCUUUUUCUACCAGGCGACGCCAGCCACUCCUCUCAACAUUAUUACCAGCAGCAUUUGCUCUCUAUUGCUCUUAUUGCAACUUGAUAUCACUUUGGCGGAUUAAGGCUUUUUUUUACUCAUCUUUCCUUUCUUACUGGACUGGGACUCAACUGAUUUGCACUACCAUUUCUUUUGCUUACUCAAACGGCCAUGAGUUUUGCUGGGUUUCUUAAAUUUAUUAUCAUUUACUGUGCUUUCCCUUUUCUUACUUCAUACCCCCCCGGCCAUAUUUUUAUUAGAGACUUUUACCCUGGCCUUGUUGUUUUUGACUUCGCAUUUAUUAUUAUUUAUUCUUUUUAUACGUCAUUUACAUUUUGUUUUUACGUACCCUAGUACUUGUUCUAAUACCCACAACCACAAAUACUCUUCUUGCUUCGAUAUCUUUUCUUUUCUUUUCUUUCCCUUUUUAACUCUUCUUUCCCUCCUUUCCUCUUUAUACGCGCUUCAUAUAUUCACAUAUAUAACCCACCCGACCGCGCAAGACGCGAUGUCUCCUAUGUUUUUUUUUCUCUCUUUCGUUGUUCCUCUCAUUCCUUAAAUCUCCGUUUUGGCGUGGCCCCUGUUUGCUUAUUUUUGAGCUAGGUCAUCUCGUAUCACUCCAGAUGCGUACCCUCUCCCCAACCUCGCCUACGAGCCAAUAGCUCGUACUAGCACAGUCCUCUUUCCUAACUCUCUUUUGUUUUAUCUAGUUUCUUUUACCUGUUUCUUCUAUACUUUCGCUUCCCUCUUACAUGUACAAUCAUUCUAUAGUUUUAACUUUGUUUUAGCAUCGCCGCCUCUGCCACAUUUUAUAUGGAUGCUAUGUUUUUUCCACCUAUUUCAUUUUAUUUUAUUGUUUCAAUUUUAUAGAACGCCUCUUAAUCCUAACCUAUCAUACCUAACCUCACUCAAACCCUGUUUCUUCCUACUUUUCAUUUGGUUGACCUUCCAUUAGUCCAUCUCCUUAUUGACCUGCCUCUCGUAUACUCAACCUACCCAAACCCAACCACCGUCUAACCUGAUUUUCACUUUUCACGCUUCUCAUGAUCGUUAUGUCUCUGUUAACCACUCUUCAUCCUCCAGAGUUAUCGACCUUACAGCCCCUGGUCACAGCCCCUGGUCAAUAACAAGGUAUGAAAGGAAAGGGAGAACGCAUACGAACAUGAAAUAAAUUGGGAGUUGAUUAGUGUUGAAGGGUUUGAGUUGAAGUUAGGUUAGGUUAGAGGGAUUCAGAAAUGGCUCGAGUUCUCCUGUUUCAUCUCUUCCCUUUCUUUCCGUGUGUUUCGCGUUCCCGUUUCUCUCCUUUUCUUUCUUUUCUCCUCUCCCUUUUUUUUUUGCCCCACACGGUGUUUCCGACUUUUUCAAUUUUCAUUUGCGCUUUUUUUCCCCUUCUUCCCUCCCCCCGGGGGGCCACUCUGUACAGUACACUCCAGCAAACCUAUAGAAUUUCAUAUAAACAGUUCGAAUACGCAAGAAAUAAAUGUCUUAAAUAUCAAAUAUACAUUUCUCCAUA